GAAAUUACCCACAAAAAAUUACCUGUGGACUUUGGCAGACUAGGACAGAACUUCUGAGAACACACUGUGUGAAUGUUCCAAAGAAGGCAAUCAAUCUGAAAAGACCCACAUGGGAGCAGUUUAUUUGGGCACUGGUCGGUGAUUUUAUCUUGGACUUAAAUAUUUCAGUCACAUGGAGAUACUGGCAAGUGUCUAGCAUGCCUUGGACAUUACUCUUCCUGGUCGGGUCAGUUCAUAAGGUGGCCUACCUGACUGCGGAUGGGGGGGUCGCAUACAGAAGCUGCUGUCUGUGGCUACAUCUCUCUGCCAAAAUCUUUUGAAAUUUGGCACGGUAUUCAGAAGUCCUUGGAAAGAAAAAAAAAAAAAAAAAAAAAACUUGUCCUGGCUUCGGCUUCCAACUACGAAGACAGACUUGCUUCUUUUCAACGGUUUUCACAGAUCUGGUGACCCACGCUCUGAAGCCAGAAUUAGCUAACUUUCACAAACAUCUGGAAAAAUGAAGACAUGGUUAAAAAUUGUAUUUGGAGUUGCCACUUCUGCCGUGCUUGCUUUAUUGGUGAUGUGCAUUGUCUUACGUCCUUCAAGAGUCCAUAACUCUGAAGAAAGUACAACAAGAGCACUCACACUAAAAGAUAUUUUAAAUGGAACAUUUUCUUAUAAAACAUUUUUUCCAAACUGGAUUUCAGGACAAGAAUAUCUUCAUCAAUCUGCAGAUAAUAAUAUAGUGUUUUAUAAUAUUGAAACAGGAGAAUCAUAUACCAUUUUGAGUAAUAGCACCAUGAAAAGUGUGAACGCAUCAAAUUAUGGCUUGUCCCCGGAUCGGCAAUUUGCAUACCUAGAAAGUGAUUAUUCAAAGCUUUGGAGAUACUCUUACACAGCAACAUAUCACAUCUAUGACCUUAGGAAUGGAGAAUUUGUAAGAAGAAAUGAGCUUCCUCAUCCAAUUCAAUAUAUAUGCUGGUCACCUGUGGGGAGCAAAUUAGCAUAUGUUUAUCAAAACAAUAUCUAUUUGAAACAAAGACCAGGAGAUCCACCUUUUCAAGUUACAUACAAUGGGAAAGAAAAUAAAAUAUUUAAUGGAAUCCCAGACUGGGUUUAUGAAGAGGAAAUGCUUGCUACAAAAUAUGCUCUCUGGUGGUCUCCUAAUGGAAAAUUCUUGGCAUAUGCAGAAUUUAAUGAUACAGAUAUACCAGUUAUUGCCUAUUCCUAUUAUGGUGAUGAACAGUAUCCUAGAACCAUAAAUAUCCCAUAUCCAAAGGCUGGGGCUAAGAAUCCUAUUGUUCGGAUAUUUAUUAUCGAUACCACUUAUCCUGAGCACACAGGUCCUAGAGAAGUGCCAGUUCCAGCAAUAAUAGCUUCGAGUGAUUAUUAUUUCAGUUGGCUCACAUGGGUUACUGAUGAACGAAUAUGUUUGCAGUGGCUAAAAAGAGUCCAGAAUGUUUCAGUCUUAUCUAUAUGUGAUUUCAGGGAAGCCUGGCAGAUCUGGGAUUGUCCAAAGACUCAGGAGCAUGUAGAAGAAAGCAGAACUGGAUGGGCUGGUGGAUUCUUUGUUUCAGCACCAGUUUUCAGCUAUGAUGCCAUUUCAUACUACAAAAUAUUUAGCGACAAGGAUGGCUACAAACAUAUUCACUAUAUCAAAGACACUGUGGAAAAUGCUAUUCAAAUUACAAGUGGCAAGUGGGAGGCCAUAAAUAUAUUCAGAGUAACACAGGAUUCACUGUUUUAUUCUAGCAAUGAAUUUGAAGGUUACCCUGGAAGAAGAAAUAUCUACAGAAUUAGCAUUGGAAGCUAUCCUCCAAGGAAGAAGUGUGUUACUUGCCAUCUAAGGAAAGAAAGGUGCCAAUAUUACACAGCAAGUUUCAGCGACUACGCCAAGUACUAUGCACUCAUCUGCUAUGGUCCAGGUCUCCCCAUUUCCACCCUUCAUGAUGGCCGCACUGAUCAAGAAAUUAAAAUCCUGGAAGAAAACAAGGAAUUGGAAAAUGCUUUGAAAAAUAUCCGCCUGCCUAAAGAGGAAAUUAAGAAGCUUGAAGUGGAUGAAAUUACUUUAUGGUACAAGAUGAUCCUUCCUCCUCAAUUUGACAGAUCAAAGAAGUAUCCCUUGCUAAUUCAAGUGUAUGGUGGUCCCUGCAGUCAGAGUGUGAGGUCUGUAUUUGCUGUUAAUUGGAUAUCUUAUCUUGCAAGCAAGGAAGGGAUGGUCAUUGCCUUGGUGGAUGGCCGAGGCACAGCUUUCCAAGGCGACAAACUCCUGUACGCAGUGUAUCGAAAGUUGGGUGUUUAUGAAGUUGAGGACCAGAUUACAGCUGUCAGAAAAUUCAUAGAAAUGGGUUUCAUUGAUGAAAAAAGAAUAGCCAUAUGGGGCUGGUCAUACGGAGGUUAUGUUUCAUCACUGGCCCUUGCAUCCGGAACUGGUCUUUUCAAAUGUGGGAUAGCAGUGGCUCCAGUCUCCAGCUGGGAGUACUACGCAUCUAUCUACACAGAGCGAUUCAUGGGUCUCCCGACAAAGGAAGAUAAUCUUGAGCACUAUAAAAAUUCAACUGUGAUGGCAAGAGCAGAAUAUUUCAGAAAUGUAGACUAUCUUCUCAUCCACGGAACAGCAGAUGAUAAUGUGCACUUUCAAAACUCAGCACAGAUUGCUAAAGCUCUGGUUAAUGCACAAGUGGAUUUCCAGGCAAUGAUUCCUUCAACAUUGCCAAAUAGAAUUUGAUGGAAAUCAAAUCAGACUUUUGAAUUCAAGCUCCUUUUAAGAAACACUUCAGAUUUGGAAAUGUUCCUGUUUUAUUUCCCUUUUUAGCAUCAAUAAUGAUAACUGCCUUUGGAUUGCUAAACUAACCAAAUUAAAACAAAAGUAAAUAAAUAAAAUGGACAUCAAUAACUACAGAGGAAAUUUUUCUUUGAGAUUUGGGAGGAUGGGUGUAAUGUUACAUAUAAAGUUCAUUUUGGAAAACAAAUGCCAACAUGCCCACAAUCCCAAAAGUAAUGCUUUGCUAGUAACUGUCACCAUCCAUUAGAAGCAAUGGGCAGCUUGCCACAUCUGUGAUUGCAGCAGAAUUAAAAAGAUCCACACUAGGUCACCAGAAGACACUUCUUGAAUGAAUGUUGGAAGUAUCCAUCAAGUCACCAUUUAGAGGACUUUUCAUUGAUAUGCAAUCCAGCAUGGGUCUGCCCUGGAUCAUUCCUCUUCAUUCCUAGCUGGAUUCUUCCCAACUGCCGCCAGAAUACCGUCAUGCAUUUGCUCAUGUUCUACAGCCAGAAGAACCAAUCCAGGCAUGGGACAUCAUAGCAGCAAAGGGCCUUACAGAUCGUCAUCCAUAGUCUCCUCUGAAGUUUUCAGACAUAUCUCUAGGCCCAGCAUUCCUCCACUACUGCUCUCUGAAACCAUGCUACCCCACUCAGGUCAGGGGGCCUGGACCACACUUUCACAGAUUCAGAAGCAGUCCCAGCCCCUCAUCUUUACCUCCUUGCAAGGGCUGAUGCCCUGAGAACUGGAGGACGCCACUACUUUCUCUCUCUGUUCUCCAGAGAGUAGCCUCUUAAGCAAGCCCAAGGACAGCCUCAUAGCUUUGUCAUCAUUCACUCUUCAACUUUGGAGAGGAGAAUAAACAACACUUAGUUCUUAAUAUUAUAUCUAGGGGGACAAUAGGGUAAUCACAAAUGGGAAGAAGGUCAAAAGUCUUUGCACCCCAGCCUGUUUUCUACCUUCAUGGAAUUUACAAAGCUGUAUUCUAGUAUCAGUGUGCAGUGAGCAGUAUCCAGCCUCCAUCCAUUGCUCCCAGAGCCACAGAGACAGCUUCUAAGAGACAACUAUAAAUGCUCCAUUUUCCCACUUGGAAACCUCCAGAGACCCCCCAUUGUCUAAAAAAUAGUAUUCCAGCUCAAGUGCAUGACACACAGAACCCUUGACUCUCUGUCCCCAUGCAAAUUUUAUAAACCAUUUUCUUUACACCAGCCUCCUUAAGCAAAGAAUUUCCUUAAAUAUGCCAUGUUUUUCCACAUGCAUACAUACUGUGAAAUGUUAGCAGUGCUGCCCAGUGUGGCAGCCAUGACUCACACAAGGCUACCUAAAGAUAAAGCCAAUUGGCCGGUGCCGCGGCUCACUUGGCUAAUUCUCUGCCUGUGGUACAGGCAACCUGGGUACUAGUUCCGGUUGGGGCACCGGAUUCUGUCCCAGUUGCUCCUCUUCCAGUCCAGCUCUCUGCUGUGGCCCGGAAAGGCAGUGGAGGAUGGCCCAAGUGUUUGGGCUCUGCACCCUCAUGGGAGACCAGGAGGAAGCACCUGGCUCCUGGCUUCGGAUAGGCGCAGCACGCCGGCCGCAGUGCGCCGACCAUAGAGACCAUUUGGGGGGUGAACCAAUGGAAAGGAAUACCUUUCUCUCCCUCUCUCUCUCUCUCUCACUGUCUAACUCUGCCUGUCCAAAAAAAAAAAAAAAAAAAAAAAGAUAAA
Messenger RNA from Lepus europaeus (European hare), 4443 nucleotides. RefSeq names its product fibroblast activation protein alpha (gene FAP). Gene Ontology annotation, molecular function: serine-type endopeptidase activity; dipeptidyl-peptidase activity. Gene Ontology annotation, biological process: proteolysis. The record is from RefSeq and is a predicted model, not a curated record. Lineage: Eukaryota; Metazoa; Chordata; Mammalia; Lagomorpha; Leporidae. The transcript has 27 exons. The coding region runs from base 497 to 2707 and encodes 736 amino acids.